Molecule: messenger RNA, 1989 nt
Organism: Komagataella phaffii GS115
Lineage: Eukaryota; Fungi; Ascomycota; Pichiomycetes; Pichiales; Pichiaceae
Product: Putative sulfate permease
Exons: 2
Coding region: 1-1989 (662 amino acids)
Biological process (GO): transmembrane transport
Cellular component (GO): membrane
Molecular function (GO): sulfate transmembrane transporter activity
Source: RefSeq, a predicted model, not a curated record
AUGUCCGCUUCCCAAAUUUUUCCGACGCGUUCCAAGCUACCGCUGGGCAAUAACAACAAGCCGAACGAUUUUUCCAUCGAUAGAGUCAUGAGUGAAUCUGUGCCUCUUUUGCAACACAAACAGACCUUUGAAUCUCUGUCUAAUUCCAACUAUUUGUCAAACCCUGAACCUACAUUGUCCGACAAGGUUUCUUAUUAUUUGCCCUGCGUCAGCUGGUUGCCCUCGUAUAAUUGGCAGUUUUUCUUCGGUGAUUUGGUAGCUGGUCUAUCGUUAGCAUCAUUUCAAAUGCCACUGUCGAUGUCCUAUGCUACGGCUAUUGCUCGGGUUCCUCCCAUUUGUGGUCUCAUUGGUCUGAUCAUUCCUCCCAUGAUCUAUGCCGUUUUUGGUUCAGUUCCGCAGAUGAUUGUUGGUCCUGAGGCAGCCUUGUCGUUGAUUGUUGGGACGGCCAUUGAACCGUAUACUCAUGAAAAAGGCGUCGAUGUGGUUGAUCUGGUGAUUGUCAUAACUUCGGUCUCAGGUGCAACUCUUCUGGGCUUCGGUUUGGCCAGGUUUGGAUUUUUGGACAAUGUUCUCUCCACCUCCCUACUGAAGGGUUUUAUUGGUGGUGUGGGUCUUGUCAUGCUUAUUAACUCUUCAAUUACAGAACUGGGUCUUUCAGAGAUAUAUGAAAAUCUGGACCCUGAAGCUCGUUCGAUGUAUCACAGGGCACCUUACCAGAAAUUGAGAUUCGUAUAUCGCUACUUCCCUGAAACUCACAAACCAACAGCAUACCUCUGUUUGGCGUCCCUAUUGGUGUUACUAUUAAUUAGAACUGUCAAGUCCUGGUGUAUUUCCCGCAAUAUGAACAAGGCUGUGUUUGUUCCUGAAAUUCUCAUUGUUUUGCUCAUCACUACAGUCUUAUCGUGGGCAACAGAUUGGCAAUCAAUGGGUAUCAAAGUGCUUGGUCAUGUAAAUACCAAACACUUCAAAUUUUCAUUACCUUUCUGUGGAGACAUUGUCAAGUAUUACAAUCCUCUGAUUGGUGCUGGGUUUUCUUGUGCUAUAUUGGGAUUUUUUGAAAGUACAACUGCCUCAAAGUCACUGGGUUCCAUGUAUAACCUGCCAAUUUCUUCCAACAGAGAAUUAGUUGCAUUGGGUUCCAUCAAUUUGGUAGGCUCCAUGUUCGGUGCACUGCCUUCUUUUGGAGGAUAUGGCCGCUCCAAGAUCAAUGCCUUAAGUGGAGCCAAGACUACAAUCGGUUAUAAUGAGCUUCUCACAUUUUUUGUAACCAUUAUAGCCACCAUGUUUUACUCUAUAGAAGCAGGAAUCAUCUUGGGGGUCCUGUACUCAUUGGUGCGUGUUGUCAGACACAGUGGACAGUCUCGUAUUCAAAUAUUGACACGCUCCUCCACACUGGAUACUUUUGUCAAUGCAGACGAACCCCAGGAACAACGCAGUGAUUCAAUUUUGGACAAUUCUUCAGCAUGUUCAGCUCACUCUAACGUAGAUGGCUGUUUAAUAAUCAAAAUUCCAGAGCCACUUACAUUCAUCAACUCUUCUGACUUGAAAGCUCGGUUGCGAAGGGUUGAAUUGUAUGGGUCACCCAAAAUACAUCCAGCAACUCCUCGCCUCAGGGGUGAGAACCUAACCCGAUUUGUCAUUUUUGACUUAAACGGCAUGACAGAUUUAGACUCUACCGCUGCUCAGAUUUUGUAUGAUAUUGUUCACAAUUAUAAAGAGAGAGGUAUCUGUAUUAUGUUUGCCAGAGUUCCUACAUUCAAGAAAAUUAGAACCAGAUUGGAAACAUCAAAGGUGAAGCAGUUGCUUGUUGAGGUUGCCAAUGACAUCAGAAACAUGACUGGCGCGGAAAUUCAAGGAACUUCCAAAGAUAUUUCAAACUUGCCCUACUUUUUGACAGUGGACGAGGCUCUAAAGGCGGUGACCGAAAUUAACAUUUCCUCCGGCUACUACGACUUGUCUAGCUACUUGAGCAGUCUGCCACCAUACUAA